CACACACACACACACACACACACACACACACAUAUCCUCUGUAUUAUGAAAGUAAUGUGUUCCUGAAACACCUGGCAUAACACAAAAUCCAUAAUACAAGCUUUAGUUUCCCAUUGAUUUCCAUAUAAAGUGAUAAUGCUUUCUGACGGAAUUUUUAUGAAAAUAAAACAAAAACCAACGUGAUCACUUUUAUAUGCAUGAAAGUAACAGUCAUAGUACAAUAUGUAUAUAUAAAAAAACACUUGAAGAGAAAUAUGUUAGGGAAUAAAUAAUAAUUGCAAUAUCAUUAUAGGGUAUAUUCUUACCACAAAAGUUGUUGAUAUGUUGACUAGCAUGUGAAGGAUGGUGGUGGAAUGAGAGAUAAUGGGAGGAUGAGGGACACUAUUUUCUAUGCCAUAAAGUUAUCAACAUCUACUUGAGGGGCAAGGAGUUAUCCAAAAUUAUUUGGUGUUUAUGGCAUGUGAUUUCUUUGUAUAACUUGAUGUAAGAAUGGAGUUCUUUGUAAACUCUGCUUUUAAUUUUUAGGUUAUAUUCACAAAUAGGGUUGUUGGCAAAAAUUUGCAGACUUUCCUCUCUAAUUGCCAACCCUUUACAGUGAAUUUAAGUGGAUUUGGUGGAAUUUCUGUAUUCUCAGCUUUCUCAUGUUCUUACACUAUCAGCUCUUCAUUAGAUAAACUUUCCGUGUUGGACACAAGUAAUUCAACCAUACCAAUGUCUAUAACUUCUACAAACCUUACAUUAUUUGCAAGUGUCACAAUAUCUUUCUAAAUUUGAUGUAGACUUUUUGCUUGUGGAAAACUUGUAAAAUCAUAGUUACAGUCUAUCCAUAUACUUUUUCACAUAGACACACACAUGCAUAUGACUUCUUUCAAUUUCUGCCUAACAAAUCCACUCAUAAGGCUUCAGCUGGCCUUGGGAUAUAGAAGAUAUUACCCAAAGUGGCUAUAUUGUAGGACUGAAUCAUUUUGUAGGGAAUUAAGCUUCUCAGCCAUGCAGCCAUACCUGCACCUAAGCACGAGAUUUUAAAAUCAAGGAAGGAAAUAUGAUGUAAUUUCUAACAUGGGUAUAAAGCCACAAUUCUGGAGGACAGAUCAGUUAAAACGUCAACCAAAGUACUUGACUACUUCAUUUUACCAUUUUGUAGAAGGAAGAAAGUCAAAUGUAAUCUCAAGGGAAACGAAAUGGGAGUGUGUAUGUGGGUGGGUACAUAUUUUGUCAGACAAAUGAUUCUGCUAAUUUUUUUUUUUAUUUAAAUAUGACAAUAAUAAUUAUAAUAAUAAUAGUUGGGUUUUAAAGGAAAGAAACAGUAUUUUAAGUUGUGAUGAUGAAUAUAAUAAUAAAAAAAUUGUUAAUAACGAUGCUUGCUAACAAUAUACAAUAAUGAUAAUGAUUGUAAUAAUCCUGAAAUAAUGAUUAAAUUGAUAAUGACUGUAUUCUAACAUGGUCACACUCUAGCUGAAACAAGCAAAAGUAAAAAAAAAUCUAUAAAUGAUUACGAGGUAAAAUAAUUUUUCAUCCACUCAAUUUCACUUAUUCUUUGUCCCUUCACCCACCUCAGUAAAUCUGUAGAAAUUCAUUCCCAUUAGAAGUGAAAUGUCCAAGUAUAUAAUAAUAUUGCACCAUGCUAACUUCUCCCUUAUUGUGGAUCCCAAUUAACAAAGCUAUCUAGCCUUCAAUUGAAGAUAAAAAUGAUUGCCCAAAUAUUAACAGCUUGUAUCGUUAUUUUGUUCUUUAUAACAAAAGAUUUGUGUCACAGUUUAGUAUUCCUUUUUCUUCCUCUCUUUCCUAACCUAUUUAGUUUUAUCACAUAUUAUCUUGUAUUAACACACAUUUGUUCUUUCUCAUAUAUCCACUCACUAACCCACAACAGAUUCUCUCUUCAUUUUCUCCCUAAUUUUGCAUCUACUCUCUUUCUUCUCUAUCUGAAUAAUUUUGCCCUUCCAACAUUUUUUCCUCCCUUUGUUCUUUGUUAUGCUCUCAGACCUACAGUAGUCGAGAUGUUUGGUGCUAUCAACAUUAUGUAAUCUACACUAAAAAAAAUAUUUCUGUCAAAUGUUGAAAAGUUAUGUGGAAACAAACUCAACGGAAGGAAGAAUAAUCUGUUACAUCAAAAAUGUUAUUAACAUGUUCUGUGCUCUCAAAAACGUAUCUCUGCAAAAUUUUAUUAAAAUAUUCAAGCCUAUUACAAACAAAAUGAUAUUAGCAGCUGAUUAACAGAAGUCAAAGUGAAGUCCUAAACUUAAGAAUCAGCCAAUUUCCUUCAAGAUUACUGUAUACAGAAAAACUAAAAUGGACAGAUACAUGGAUGUUUCACGGGACUUUACCUUAGCACCUAACACAGGUUAUCGAUUAAUAAAGCGAACAUUACAAGCCGAAGAUAUUAGUUUACUGCGCAAUGUAUUUAAAGAAUUUGACGAAGGCAAUAAAAAGUAUUUAUCUCGAGAAGAUAUAAAAAUGAGCAUUCUAUGUCUUUUUGGAUACAAACCUUCGAAGUAUGAAACUGAUAGAAUAAUGCAAGCUUAUUCUGAUGAAUUCAAUGAAGAAAUGGGUUUAACCUUAGAAAGCUUCAUAAAAGCCAUGACACCAAAGAUGGCUGCAAGAGAUGAAAAUGAAGAGAUUCGGCUUACAUUUAUGGCUUUUGAUUUUAGUUGCCAUGGUUUCCUCACUAUUGCUGAUUUAAAGAAAGUUUUCAAGGAAGUGGCUCCAAAAUUUCCUGAAGAAAAUAUUGAAGUUAUUUUUAGGGAAGUGGACCAGGAUGGAGAUGGAAGAGUUAGUUUCAAAGACUUUGAAUUCAUGAUGAAAUAUGAUUCAGAUAAUCUGGAUUAGAUCAGAUAUUUUGUUCAAGUGCAGAAAGGAGCCCGUGGUGUCUCUUGAUGUGAACUGUGCGGCUACCACUCUGAGAAAAUGUUUUCCCACAUUCAUAACAAACAAAAGGUUUUUCACCUAGAAAAUAAAAUAACUAUCAUAAUCAGUAUCAACAUGCUGGC
Molecule: messenger RNA, 2987 nt
Organism: Octopus sinensis (East Asian common octopus)
Lineage: Eukaryota; Metazoa; Mollusca; Cephalopoda; Octopoda; Octopodidae
Product: EF-hand calcium-binding domain-containing protein 11-like
Exons: 8
Coding region: 2290-2826 (178 amino acids)
Molecular function (GO): calcium ion binding
Source: RefSeq, a predicted model, not a curated record